Pangasianodon hypophthalmus (striped catfish) is the source of this 5087-nucleotide messenger RNA. It is a transcript of the gene slc7a3a, whose product is annotated as solute carrier family 7 member 3a. Gene Ontology annotation, cellular component: plasma membrane. NCBI's taxonomy places the organism in Eukaryota, Metazoa, Chordata, Actinopteri, Siluriformes, Pangasiidae. Gene Ontology annotation, molecular function: amino acid transmembrane transporter activity. Bases 1152 to 3074 code for a protein of 640 amino acids. The transcript has 12 exons. The record is from RefSeq and is a predicted model, not a curated record. Gene Ontology annotation, biological process: transmembrane transport; amino acid transport.
UCACCUUUCAUUUCCACAUGGUAUGUUUCCUCCAUGUCAGAUUAUGCUCAGUAAUCUCCACGAGGGGAAAGAUGGCGUGCUUUAUAGGGAUGAUGGUUAAUACUACACCUAGAGCCUCGCCUGUAGUAUCUGAUGCAAUCGCUCGCGCCAGUGGGGGGCAUUUUAUAUGGUUAGCUUUAGCUUGCUAAUCUGUUUAAAAGAUCACAACACAAAUGAGGGAUUUGGGGGGAAAUGUGCGUUUUGUAUUAGAGUCGCAGUUAAUGUGCAUGCUGUGGCGUAUAAAAAUAAAGGUCACUAUGGAUGAAUGCAUCAGGUAUCAUCCAUGUAUCAUUAUCAUCAUCAUCAUCACCAUCAUCAGUGUGGUGUAUAAUUAAUGCAUUCAUGCAUAUAAUACACUGUAUUUAUGUAGCUGCUUAGUAGCAUGUAUAAUUAUGCAUAAUUUCAGAUGAUCUUAGUGUAUUGGUGAAAUCCUGGUUAAAUCGGAUCUCAUAAGACUUCUUGCAUCGUAAGAUCUCUUUCAUCAUCUCGUAAGAAUUUUAUUUCUUUAACCAAAUGCAGUUUUUUGCUCUUUUGCUUUGACUUGGUAGCUCUUUAGGUCUAUGGGACCUGAUUUCUGUCCUCCCAGUAGAUACGAUAUGUUCACGUGGAGCAAAUAAUAACCUUUCCAUUGUUUGCUGGUGUCUUGUUUUCUGUGUGUGUCAGAAAGUAAAUGAGAUGCAGCUAGUUUGUGGAGAAUGAGAGAGUAAUACAGUGUACUGUGCAGAUGUCUGAGUGGUUUAUGAGAGAGAGAGUGAGAGUUGCAUCAGCUCGAGGACACACUGAUGCCAGCUCACGCUGCCUCGCGCCCGCCUGCACGCGCUUUAUAUGGGCUGUGGUAUAUUUGCACACGGCUGACGUGUCAACAUUUACUCACUCAAAUAGUCCCUUUUUUCUGCCUUGUAGUCAGAAAGGAUGAAACCUUUUCUGUUAUUUAUGUAUAGAAUAGUCACUAGAUAUGCCUGAAAUACUGCAGCUUUUCCAUAACUCUGUGCCAAACCCAGUCUCAGCCUGGACCAUGGUGUGUAAAAACAAGCCUUUCUGCUGCUGCUGCUUAAGGUUAUUCACAUCGACAAACCACUAAACGUCUCGACUACAUUCAUCUACAUUCAGCCAUGGUGGACAAACUGGCCUCUGUAGGACGCAUGCUGCUGCGGCGCCGUGUUCUGGACUGUUCUAGCGUGGAAACCCGCUUCGCCCGCUGCCUCUCCACUCUGGAUCUGGUGGCUCUGGGCGUGGGCUCUACACUCGGUGCUGGCGUCUAUGUGUUGGCUGGAGAGGUAGCAAGAGAGAAGGCAGGUCCUGCGAUUGUCCUCUGUUUCCUGGUGGCAGCCCUCUCGUCCAUGCUGGCAGGACUUUGCUAUGCAGAGUUUGGGGCUCGAGUGCCAAAGACGGGCUCGGCUUACCUGUACAGCUACGUGACUGUGGGAGAAAUCUGGGCCUUCAUUACUGGCUGGAACCUCAUCCUGUCUUAUGUCAUUGGUACAGCCAGUGUUGCUCGAGCCUGGAGCUCCACCUUUGAUAAUCUGAUAGAGCAGCGGAUCUCAAGCUUCUUCAGGUCAGUCAUGGCCAUGAAGGUUCCAGGCAAUGUGCUUGCUGAGUACCCAGACCUGUUUGCCCUCGUUCUCAUUCUGUUGCUGACUGGCCUGCUUGCCUUUGGUGUGAGUGAGUCUGCGCUCGUCAACAAAAUUUUCACUGGAAUCAACCUGGUGGUGUUGGGCUUUGUAAUGAUCUCAGGCUUCGUAAAAGGCAAUACAGCAAACUGGAAUCUCUCGCUGGAUAACUUUAUUAAUGAUACCAACAUCACAGCCCUGAAAGAAGUGGAGACAUCUUUUGGAAAUGGUGGUUUUGCACCAUUUGGCUUCAGAGGCAUCUUGGCUGGUGCGGCCACCUGUUUCUACGCCUUCGUGGGUUUCGACUGCAUCGCAACUACAAGUGAGGAAGCCAAGAACCCAAUGCGCUCCAUCCCUGUGGGGAUUGUUGUCUCUCUGCUCAUUUGCUUCUUCGCCUAUUUCGGUGUGUCGGCUGCACUCACAUUAAUGAUGCCAUAUUAUAAGCUCAAUACCCAGAGUCCUUUGCCUGAGGCUUUCAGCUAUGUGGGCUGGGCUCCAGCACGAUACAUAGUGGCUGUGGGUUCACUCUGCGCCCUUUCUACCAGUCUGCUGGGCUCCAUGUUUCCCAUGCCACGUGUAAUCUACGCCAUGGCCGAGGACGGGCUGCUGUUCCGUUCUCUCUCCAGCAUGAACACGCGCACCAAAACCCCGCUCCUGGCCACGGUGGUGUCUGGCUUUGUAGCAGCACUCAUGGCGUUCCUGUUUGACCUGGCUGCACUGGUUGACCUCAUGUCUAUUGGGACAUUGCUGGCCUACUCUCUGGUGGCUGUGUGUGUUCUCAUUCUCAGAUACCAGCCAGGAAUGCUUAGCUCCUCCAGUCAGAGUGAAAAACUGGUGGAGCUGGCGGGAGGUGAGAAGGUGGCUGUGUCUGGAGACAGCGGAGAUGAGUAUGGUCUCGACUCAGAAGAUCGUCUCCCCAGGGAGAAGUUCUCCUUCAAGCUACUCUUGGUUCCCUCAAGGGACAGCCCGACCAAAAUGUCUGGAGCAAUCGUCUAUGCCGUAACUACAAUCAUCUCCGUGCUGAUCACUGUGCUGUGUGCCGUGUUGGCUGUGUUCCUGGACGAUCUGAUGGACGGCCAUCUUGUGUGGGUGGCCGUGUGUGCCAUUCUCACGUCGCUGUGCUUCUUCUGUGUCUUCAUCAUCUGGAGGCAGCCUGAGAGCAAAGAAGCGCUCACCUUCAAGGUGCCUCUUCUGCCUUGGCUGCCUCUGUUUAGUGUUUUUGUCAAUAUCUACCUCAUGAUGCAGCUGGAUCUGGCCACGUGGUGCCGCUUUGCAGUUUGGAUGGCUGUUGGCUUCAUGAUCUACUUCUUCUAUGGGAUCUGGAACAGCAGUGAGGCCCUGAACAGCACCCAGCGAAAAAAGACUAAGAAGACCCCCAUCUACUUAGGAGGUGAUGAGAGUGAGAUGGAGGCCAUGUCUCCCUGAUAAACAGAGAAGCAGCUCAUCUCUACCCGUGAAGUACUACACACAUGAAGCGAAGACAACAAAUUCAGUGUUUCACAGUUGAAAGCUUGUAUUAUAUAGAUUUUGUUGAACCUUUUAUUUAAAAAAAAUUAAAACUAAACCUGGACUGUGCUCAGUACAUUAAAUCAAUAUGACGUAGAAAGUUUUACUUGACGUUGAUGGCCUAGAUGAAUGGUAAUAGUCUAGUACAGAUAAACACUAGCUGUGCUCUAGCUGAUGGAGCUAGUGUACUCAUUCAUACUGUAGAAGCUGGUGUCUGUUAGACAGUAGGCCAAGUGUAUACAGGGUAUUCGUGAACAUGUGGCGAUUGUUAGUUGUUUCCAUAAUCUUGUCGUAAUUACAACGUGUGUUAAAACUGAGCCCUUUUGGGACAGAGCUGCUACAAAGUCCAUAGUGGGGUCCAGCCACAUUGUGUGUAACUCGGUGUGACCUUACAGUGACCUCUAGUGGCUAAUGUACAAACUGCAACUCCCUCCAAGUGAGCAGAACACUAAAUCGCUACAUUUUGACUUUGCUUGUUUACGCUUUAAUAUUAAUUGCUGAGAGCAGUCAGUGUUUAUGCAGUUCAUUCAGUAUUAAGGCAAAAACCUUAGAUUUGAGUAGGUUUACUUUAUUUUUUUAAGCAAAAACCUACUAUUACUAAUAAUGGAUUAGUACUGUAGAAUGUCUGGGUGAGAUGGAAAUGAGUGUGUGUGAGUGUGUGAACUUAUGUUCUGAUGUAUUGUAAGUUUUUUUUUUUUUUUUUUAAUAUUAAUGCCCUUUUUUAACCAAAAAAUGUAGUAUCUCACAAACUAGACUCUGCAAUAGGGUUUGAUGAAAUCUGGAAAGUCACAGAAAGAGAAAGAAAACUGAUCCAAAAUCCUGCACUGGAAUUUUUGAAAAUUGUCAUUUUUGAUAACAGUUUUAAAACUGAAAUUUAAAGGCCCUAUACCCUACUGGGUAUGCUGGCAAAAGGUGAGCUAUCACCUGUGUGUGUGUCUGUAUAUGUCUGUGUGUAUAUAUAUAUAUAUAUAUAUAUAUAUAUAUAUACACACACACACACACACACACAUAUAUACAGUAUAUAAAGCAAAAUUUAUAAAUUUAAGUUUAUAUCUGGAAUUUCUAUGUUUCUGUAAAGCUGCUUUGUGCACUGUCCAUUGUUAAAAGCACUAUACAAAUAAUUUAAUUGAGUGUGUGUGUGUGUAUAUAUGUAUAUAUAUAUAUAUAUAUAUAUAUAUAUAUAUACAUAUAUAUAUAUAUACACACACACACACACACACACAUACACACAAGUUCCUAAAUGAAUUGGUUAUGACUGGAAUUCGUAUCAUAUCUCACGGUAUGAAUACUUGUGAGGGAAAAAUAUAUAUUUUUUUAGUUUCCAUUGAAACAUUUUUGUUUUUUUUGGUUUUUUUUGUUUGUUUGUUUGUUUUUUGUUUUUGUUUGUUUUUUGUUUUUUUUGCUGUGGUUUAAUUAAUCUGUUUCUAUUCAUUUUUUGUAGACUUAUUUCUAACUUAGUGGAGUUGUAGAGUACUGCUGUAUAUAUAAAGCUAUAAUAUUGUAACAAAUUUUUCUUUUCUUGCUUUGUCUAUAUUUGAUGAACUAAUUAUUCCUGCUUUCAUGUAUUACAAGUUUAGAAAUGUAUUUUUGUAUAGUAUUACCAUAUUAGCGUACGUACAAUAUAUGAAAUGCGUCUAUUUACAUGACCUGUACAUGUAAAUAGUCAGUGUUGCGAGAUACAUUAGUGUCUGUUUCAGGCGUUUCAGAUUGAAGGUUUGUUUCUCAAACCUUGGUUUGUUUCUCAGUGCCUGAACUUAAAAUUGCUCCUUGAAGAUCCUCGUGGCUGGUAGACACCCGUGCCUAUCAAGCCAUUUGCCUUUCAGCUUCACUUUAAGUGUAUAUUUUAUCUUUGCUAUAAUCUGUCCUUUUGUUUGUCACUGGAUUUUUGUACACUGUAAAUAAAUGUCAUGUAAAAUGUUUUUUUUUUUUUUU